ACAUUGAUCAACUACUCCAACUCUACCAUUUUUAACAUGAUCGAGCAUCCUUUUUCUCAUCCAUCAAGAAAAUGAUAAGCUUUUACUACAAAGUGAAUUCUGUGUCGUGCAGGUUGUGCUACCAAACCUAGAGGAGCUGCAAUUACGUUGGAUGAAUAUUAACAUCAAAUGGCACACUUCGAUAACAUAUUUAUGUGUGGAGAAACUGAAGAAAUUGAUCAUUCAAGGCUGUGACAAUUUGGAGUACUUAUUCUCAUCUUCUAUAGCUAGAGGUCUAGUGAUGCUAGGUCGAGUUGAAAUAAGGGAAUGCAAGAGGAUGAGAGAGAUUAUUGUCACAGAUAAUGCAAAAGAAAAAGAGAAUUUAAUUUUUCCUCAAUUGAACUUCCUAUUGUUAAAAGACCUUCAAAACAUUGUUGGAUUCUACUCAGGGAAUUGUAUUGUUGAAUUCCCAUCCUUAAAUCAAUUGGAACUAUUGAACUGCCCAGAGUUGGAAGGAUUCAUUGUUAAAUAUUUUGCAAGCACAAAUGUCAUUGCUGACAAACAACCAUUCUUCAAUGAACAGGUUGCUUUUCCCAACUUGGAAAGUCUGACUCUCACCCACUUGAAAAACUUGGAUAUCAUAUGGCACAACCAAUUCCAUGCAGAUUCCUUUGGCAAACUAAAAUCAUUAACGGUUAGAAAUUGUGAGAAGUUAUCCACUGUUUUUUCAUCUGUUGAUAUGCUGGGAAGAAUAUGGAAAUCCCUAGAGAAGUUAAUUUUAUCUGAUUGUGGCUCGCUAGAAGUGGUAUUUGGAAUUGCUGAGUUCAAUGUCAAACAAACACAUGCUAUAAUAGACACCAAGUUGAGAGAAUUGAAUGUUUAUGGUCUACCAAGAUUGAAGUAUGUGUGGAAUAAGGAUCCCCAAGGGAUACUCACUUUCCACAGCUUGGAAUUAGUAGUUAUAGUAAAGUGUAACAGACUCAAAUUUUUGUUUCCAACUUCAAUAGGCAAAAGCCUUUCGCAACUUCAAAAGCUACAUUUAUGGUUGUGUGGGGUGGAGGAAAUUGUUACAAUGGGAGAACAGGGAAUUGAAGCAAUUGUUAACUUUGAAUUUCCUCGAGUAUCAAGUCUUGAGCUUGAGUUGCUACCAAGACUCCAAUGUUUUUAUCCAGGGCAGCACACGACCGCGUGGCCAAUAUUACAAAAGUUCUACUUUUCCCAUUUCAAUCAAGUAAAGAGAACAGAUGGCAGUUGGCAACUUGAUUUUCCUGUACGACUACCACUUUUCUCCAUAGAGAAGGUCAUCCCUCAUUUGGAGAAAUUGUCAUUAACAAGACAUGAUAUUGCAGCGAUCCAUGAACAUCAAUUUAAAGAAGAUCUCUCUUUCAAUAUCAAAGUUCUUAAAAUUCAUGACUAUCUUGAUAAUGAAUCAGAUGUUUUACCCAUCAAAUUCCUACAAAGAUUCUGCCAUCUAGAAGAGCUUGUCGUGGAGUUUUGUAAUUUUAAAGAGCUGUUCCCUUCAAAAGGAGAAGUUGAAGAACAAGAGAUACACAUUGAAAUUGAGACACUCUCAAGGAUUAAAACAUUAGAUCUAAAGAUCCUUCCAUAUCUCAAGCAUAUAUGGAGCCAUGACUCAUCAAUUGUUCUUCCAAAUCUUGGAACUCUUCGACUUUUCAGAUGCGAGAGUUUGAUUAGCUUGUCAACAUCACCUGCCUUUUUCCAAAAUCUUGUGACUUUGAAUAUAAGCAGGUGUAAAGCAAUGGUAAACUUGGUUUCCAUCUCAAUAGCUCAAAGUUUGGUGCGGUUAGAAAGACUGACUGUGUCACAGUGCUACAUGCUGGCUGAAAUAGUUGGAAAUGAAGGAAAUGGAACCCAAGAUUUAAACAUGAUCACUUUUACUAAAUUAAGAUUUUUGAAACUUCAAUGCUUGCCAAGAUUAAAAAGCUUUUGUUCAGGGAAUUUCACCUUCAAAUUUCCAUCUUUGAAAAAGUUAAUUGUGAUUCAGUGCCCCAAAUUGAUGAUCUUCAAUGAGGGUGACCUAAACACACCACUACUACAGAGAGUAGAAUUAAUUGAAGGAGAGGACAAGUGGCGUUGGGAAGGUGACCUUAAUACCACCAUACAAAGAAUGUAUGUGGAAGAGGUUGGAUUUGCUGGGUUACAAUUUUUGAUGCUGUCAACUUUUCCCAAGUUAUUGGAAACAUGGCAUAUCAAGAAUCCUCAAGAACUCUUAGAUUUUAGACAACUUUUGGUGCUGGAAAUUUGUAAUUGUAGCAAGUUCAGGUACCUAUUAACGCAUUCAAUGGCCUUGGGCCUUGUGCAACUCUUGCAGUUAAUAGUAAAAAAUUGUGGAACAAUGGAACAAGUGAUAAUGGGAGAAGGAGCAAAAAAUAAAGUGGAAUUCCCACAUCUUUGGUUGAUCAAUCUAAAGUCUUGUUCAGAUUUGACAAGUUUCUAUGUGGGAAGUCAUAGUCUGGAGCUUCCAGGAUUAUAUAAUUUUAUUGUAGAAGACUGCCCAAAAAUGGUCACAUUUGUUGCAUCUACAUCCUCCAAAGAACAUAACAAAGGGGAAUCCCAAUACCUCUUUAGCAGCAAGGUAGAGACUCCUCAUUUGGUGUUUUUGAGUUUGUCUUCAAAUAACAUUCAACGGAUUUUGGACAAUUCAAUUUUAGAAAUCUCUUCUUAUGUCCAAAAUUUAAGAAAAUUGUGUGUUGAGGGUUGUGGUAAUUUGGAAUAUCUAUUGACAUCCUCCAUGGUUAAGAGUUUUGAGCAACUAAAUUGGCUCAAGAUUUGUGAUUGCAAUAUGAUGGAAGAGGUAAUACUUGUAGAAGAAUCAAUGGAUGAGGAAAAGAUGUGCCAGACUUUCUUCCCUAACCUGGAGUUCCUAUUGCUCCAAGACCUUUCAAAACUCACAAGAUUUUGUUCUGGAAAUCACUUGGAAUUACCAUGCCUUUGGAAACUUAAGAUAAGCAAGUGCCCUGUGCUAAAGACUUUCAUCUCUAGCCCUUUUUUUGGAGACAUGAUAGCUAGUUCUGAAAAUGUCAAAAACACUUGUGCACUUUCUCUCUUUGAUGCAAAGGUGGCAUUCCCCAAAUUAGAGCAUUUGGUAAUUGAACAUGCGAAGAGCUUGAAUAAGAUCUGGAAAGACCAGCUUGUAGUAGAUUCUUUUUGUCAACUAACUUUGGUGAGUGUGGUUUCAUGUGAAAAGUUAUUGAAUAUUUUCCCAUUUAGUAUGUUGGAAAGGCUUCAAAGACUAGACAAGCUCCAAAUAUGGAACUGUGAUUCACUUGAAGAGAUACUUGAGUCUAAUGAUCCCGCUGUUAGCCAAUCACAAACUCGAAAGGCCACUCCGCUACCUUUGUUGGAAACCAUCACAUGCUUGGAGGAUGAUGUGAAGGAUGAGAUUGUCUUUAGCAAACUCAAGUAUUUGCAACUUUGUGGUCUGCCUAGACUUUCAAGCUUUUGCUUGGUUAAAUGCAAGUUUGAGUUCCCAUUUUUGGAAGAUGUGAUUUUGAUGGAUUGUCCAAGUAUGCAGACUUUCUCCAUGGAUGAAAUAAGAACGCCAAAACUACAAAAAGUAAAAUUGACUAGAGAUGAAGAUGAAGGCUUUUGGGACGGCAACCUAAACUCGACCAUACAAUUACAAUUCAUGCAAAAGAGUCAAGGUGAUUCUGAAAUUGAGAUCAAAGAAAUUGCGGCUCAUGUCCUUUCCAAGUGAAAUUUGAUGGUCUGAAUGGUGUACGCAUAAAUUGGAUGUGAAGUUGUCACAUUGCUUGUUGGCCAGAAUGUUACCUCACUAACUAAUAUUGAUCCCUUUUUUCUACCACAAAAAAAAAAAGGACAGAUAUUUUCUAUUGCUCGAACUCAUGUGCAACUUGUAACUUGUAUUAUUAAAUUCAUGCAAAAACUUGUAACUUGUAUUAUUAAAUUCAUGCAAAAACU
Molecule: messenger RNA, 3921 nt
Organism: Rubroshorea leprosula
Lineage: Eukaryota; Viridiplantae; Streptophyta; Magnoliopsida; Malvales; Dipterocarpaceae
Source: the annotation of a GenBank genome assembly